Messenger RNA from Symsagittifera roscoffensis, 1711 nucleotides. RefSeq names its product glutathione reductase-like. The transcript has 4 exons. Gene Ontology annotation, molecular function: flavin adenine dinucleotide binding; glutathione-disulfide reductase (NADPH) activity; NADP binding. Gene Ontology annotation, cellular component: cytosol; mitochondrion. Lineage: Eukaryota; Metazoa; Xenacoelomorpha; Acoela; Convolutidae. The coding region runs from base 18 to 1400 and encodes 460 amino acids. Gene Ontology annotation, biological process: glutathione metabolic process; cell redox homeostasis; cellular response to oxidative stress. The record is from RefSeq and is a predicted model, not a curated record.
UAAGACGCUUUUUGUCCAUGGCUCCAGUUGCGUCUUCAAAACACUUCGACUACCUGAUAAUCGGGGCUGGAUCCGGGGGCAUAGCCAGUGCCAAGAAAGCUGCUUCUUUCGGAGCCAAAGUUGCAGUUAUCGAAAGCGGACCAAUUGGCGGCACAUGUGUAAAUGUAGGAUGUGUUCCGAAAAAGAUCAUGUUCUGCGCUGCCUCAAUCAAAGAAGUGUUGGACCACGAUGCAAGAGCAAAUUAUGGCUUCGAUUUCAAUGAGCCGACAUUUAAUUGGCCUAAACUGAAGCAAGCGAGAGAUGCAUAUAUCAAACGACUGAAUGGUCUGUACAUAUCGGGACUAGACAAGGUAGAUGUCACUACUAUUUUGGGGUCAGCCAAGUUUAAAAGUGCGACUGAAGUUGAAGUCGAGGGUACCCAUGCUGGAGUUUAUUCUGCAGAAAGGAUCUUAAUUGCAUGCGGGGGUCGACCAAAGACACUUGGAAUUCCUGGCGAGGAACUGGCUAUUGACAGUGAUGGAUUUUUUCUUCUUGAAGAGCUGCCAAAAAGCUGUUGUGUGAUCGGUGCUGGGUACAUUGCAGUUGAGAUGGCAGGGAUUCUGAAUGCUUUAGGGUGUGAAACGACACUGGUGAUUAGGAAAGAGAAGGUGUUGAGAUCGUUUGAUGAGACAAUCAGUGAGAUUUUAACUGAAGAAAUAAAAAGCAGUGGUAUUAAGUUGGUGACCAAUGCGACGCCUAAGAAAUUAUUCAAGAAUGGCGAUGGAUCUCUCGGCGUUGAAACUGCGGCAGGAACCCUGGAUAAUUUUCAAGUUGUUCUCAAUGCCAUCGGCAGAAUUCCAAACACUGACCGACUUUCUCUUGACAAGUGUGGUGUGGCAGUGGACAAAGAUCAGCACGUGAUAGUGGACGAAUACCAGCGUACCAACGUGGACUCCAUCUUCUCUCUGGGUGAUUGUACUGGCAAGUGGCUCCUCACGCCAGUCGCCAUCGCAGCCGGAAGGAGGCUCUCGCGCCGACUGUACAACAAAGAGACAGACUUGAAAUUAGAAUACCACAACAUUCCAACAGUGGUGUUCAGCCACCCUCCUAUUGGCACAGUGGGCUACACGGAACAGGAGGCAGUGGAUCUGUUUGGGAGGGACAAUCUCAAGAUAUACAAGACCACCUUCACCAACAUGUACUUCGCGAUGAGUGAGAGGAAACAGAAGACCACUAUGAAACUCAUCUGUUUGAAGACACAGAAUGAAAAGGUCAUUGGGCUGCACAUGAUUGGUCUGAAUUGUGACGAGAUGCUGCAGGGAUUCUCAGUGGCUGUGAAGAUGGGUGCCACUAAGGCACAGUUUGACGACACAGUCGCUCUCCAUCCCACUGCCUCUGAGGAGUUGGUCACGAUGACCUAAUUGGGUUAUGAAGGCCCAAGUGUAGGAAAAGAGUUUAUUAAUGUAAAUGCUCAAUUGUGAUAUAAGAACAAGCACUGAAAACUUUUGCUGAAUUAAGUCUUGCCUAUUGAUGUGAGUUCUCAAUUUGUUGAAGUCAAUAUUGUUGUUUUUGAAUCUUCAUUAGGUGCAUCCAUAUCAAAAAACCUACAAUUUUUUUCCGGAAAUCUGUUGUAUCUUCAAAUUUAUGCUGUUAGUUUUUAACUUAUCACGAAGAAACUUAUAUAGUGCAUGUUGAUUUUGUCGUCUUAAAAUUUUUUCAGGUUUCAAUUUGA